AUGAGUGCUCUCUCUUCUUUUUGCUCUCAUUUUUGCCCACCACAAAUUGAGAUAACGAAGUUACAUGAAUUCGCUCAGGCUGCUUUUAAUGGAUAUAAGUCUCUGAACCUUAUUCAGAUCCACAUAUUUCACACUGCUUAUUACACUAAUGAAAAUAUACUAGUUUGUGCUCCAACAGGAGCUGGCAAAACAAACAUAGCUGUGAUUUCUAUUCUACAUGAGGUAGAGUCUACACAGACAAUGAUACGCAUUGUGGGCCUUUCAGCCACUUUACCGAACUAUUUAGAGUAUAGCCGUGCGGCUAUACUCGGUUUUUAA
Messenger RNA from Prunus armeniaca (apricot), 318 nucleotides. Lineage: Eukaryota; Viridiplantae; Streptophyta; Magnoliopsida; Rosales; Rosaceae. The record is from the annotation of a GenBank genome assembly.